ACUGCAGUAUGCACCACCUCAGCCCAUCAGUGUAAACAAACACGGGUACUGAGUUACCGGUGCUGUACGGUGAGGGAAAGACUAACCACAUCUCUCAAAGGAGGGUGGUCAGAUCUGGUGACAUUACGCAGGGAAGCAGUGGCAGGAUUGCAGGUCCCUCAGCUACGUGAAACAGUUCCUUUCUACUAAAUAUUCGAAAGGACAGACAAAGUCAGUUCUCGGGUGUGAAGGGCAUUGUGACAUGUGGGCAGCCAAACACUCGUUCUCUUUGCUAGGGGGGACAAAGCCUGUAUCCCUUCAGGUGACAAGAUCUAAAUGGUGGAAGAAAAUUAUUCAUAAUGUCUAUCCGACACUUCAGGAAAGGUUUGAAGAGCUGGACCAUAAGCAAAAGGACCCAGAACUUUAUGCACCUGUCAACAUUGGACUACCAAAGAGACGGCCACCACGUCGUGAACUGCUGGAGAGCCGUCUACAGCACUUAAAAGAACUCAGAAAAAAUAAAACUUUGGAGAAAGAAGCAUGGAAGGGCAACUUAAAACUUGACCUUGAUCAAGUUCAAGCUGAUUGGGAGACUGGGACUGGCCCUCACCAGCUCCGUGUUUUAGCUCAACACUAUGGCAUCUUUGACCAUCUGUUUGGCAACGCUUAUUUUGUCCCACGGAUUUUCCUCAACAUCUCCUAUGACUAUGAUGAGGAUACUGUGUCACCAGUGUACAGAGGAAACACCAUUAAGCCAAAAGAGGCUGCCAGCACACCUGACAUUCAGUUCCACAGUGAUCCAGACUCCUUGUGGACUUUAAUCCUCACUAACCCUGAUGGUAAUCUCCUGGACAAUGACCAUGAGUGUCUGCACUGGUUUGUAGGCAACAUUGUAGGAGGUGACACAAGCUCUGGUGAGGUGGUGUGUGAUUACUUGCAGCCCUUCCCACCUCGGGGCACUGGCUACCAUCGCAUGGUGUUUGUGCUCUACAAGCAGCAUCAGCGCAUAGAUUUCUCCAAGUACAGAAGAGAGCAGCCAUGUCUGUCCCUGAAGGACAGAAGUUUCUCAACACUGGAUAUGUACCAGGAACAGCAGGACUUCAUGACCCCAGCAGGCAUUGCAUGGUACCAAGCUGACUGGGAUCCAUCGCUCACUGAUUUCUUCCACAACACACUGAAGAUGCGAGAACCAGUGUACGAGUACGACUUUCCCAAACCCUACCUUGCAGAACAGAAAUACUUCCCACUCAAGAGGCAGUUCAACACGUACAUGGAUUUGCACAGAGAUCCAAAGCAAAUUAAUAAAGAGAUUCUAUUGGAGCGUCUAAAGAAGUUACAUCCGUUUGGUCCCGAGCAACCCCAUCUACCCUUUCCAGCUGCUCAGCCCAUCCAUCAUGACCUCUCCUCCUGGGAGCGCCGUGAUCUCAAACGUAAACGCAUUGGGGAGGGAAAAUAUUAUGAGCUUUUUAGAGGUUCAAAUAGACCUGUGUAGCAGGUGAUGCAGGUGAUUUUUAUGGUAGUGGUAACAUGCUUCACUCAAAUGUGUAACUAUACUGUAAAAUUGUACAGGUCUGCUUUGUUUGCUGAUUAAAUAAGAUAAUAAGUGC
Scylla paramamosain (green mud crab) is the source of this 1586-nucleotide messenger RNA. It is a transcript of the gene mRpL38, whose product is annotated as large ribosomal subunit protein mL38-like. Bases 242 to 1471 code for a protein of 409 amino acids. The record is from RefSeq and is a predicted model, not a curated record. Gene Ontology annotation, cellular component: mitochondrial large ribosomal subunit. NCBI's taxonomy places the organism in Eukaryota, Metazoa, Arthropoda, Malacostraca, Decapoda, Portunidae. The transcript is spliced from 8 exons.